GCUUGACUUGACCAAGCUUUGAGGUUUCGCGCUAUCACGUUAUCAAUCGAUCGUGCCGGGUAUUGGUAUAACUAGAGCGGCGUGCGCCGGCGACCCUCAGUGCCGCUCGAGAUGAGCUCGUGGACAGUCAUGUUUGGUGUUCUUGUCAUCGCUUGCUGCGCGAUCUCAACGUCCGCAUGGCCGGAAACGUCCGACUGCAGCAUCCGGGCCAAGACCGAAGCGGGAUGGGUGUGCGGCACGAGGAGAGUAGGGGACUUCGGCUUGUUGUACGCCAGUUUCAGAGGAGUGCCGUAUGCCAAGCAGCCUCUGGGAGACUUGAGGUUUAAGGAGCUGCAGCCCCCGGAGCCAUGGGAAGGUUUCCUGGACACGACGAACGAAGGCCCGAUCUGUCCGCAGCAGGACCCACUUUACAAACGGCUGAUGCAGCCCAGCGGCGUCAGCGAGGCUUGCAUCCACGCGAAUAUUCACGUGCCUGUUGCCGACUUGCCUUGGUAUAGUCACGGCAGGCCCGCGCGAGGCCUGGUCCCUCCGCACGAGGCCGGCUUCGAUGACGACAUCCUCGGCAUCAGCUCGGGUCUUCCGAUCGUGGUCUUCAUCCACGGCGGCGGCUUCGCCUUCGGCUCUGGUGAUGCCGACGUCUAUGGCCCUGAGUUCCUCGUCAGCAAGAGGGUCAUUGUCAUUACGUUUAAUUACAGACUGAAUGUUUUUGGGUUCCUAUCGUUAAACUCGACGAGUGUCCCUGGUAACAAUGGCUUGCGGGACAUGGUGACCCUGCUGCGAUGGGUGCGGAGGAACGCGCGGUCAUUCGGAGGAGACCCGUAUGACGUCACGUUAGCUGGACAGAGCGCUGGGGCUAGCAGUGCACAUCUACUGUCCUUAUCGCCAGCCGCCGAAGGACUCUUCAAGAGGGUAUGGCUAAUGAGUGGUGUAGGUCUACCGAUCUACUUCACCACCUCGCCGGCGUUCGCGCAGACUGCGGCCACGGCCUUCCUCACCGCAAUGAACAUCAACUCCACGGACCCUGAGGAAAUCCAUCAGAUACUGGUCGAAGCUCCUCUUGAGAAGAUCAUGGAGGCCAAUAGCAUUAUGCUGGACAUGUUCGGCUUGUACACUUUUACGCCAGUCGUCGAAUCUUCACAUCCAGGUGUAACUACAAUCAUAGACGAAGAUCCAGAUGUGUUAGUAGCGCGAGGCCGCGGGAAGCAGAUCCCCUUAGUAGUAGGCUUCACUAAUGUUGAAUGCGAGUCUUUCCGAAAACGAUUCGACCAGAUUAAUUUCAUCUCGCAAGUAAAAGCAAACCCCCUAUUGGUCGUAUCUCCUCAUCUCCUUUUGACCAAACCACCAACAGUAUUACCGAGCAUUGCAAAUGAAAUUCAAGAUAAAUACUUCAACGGAACAAUAAAUUUGGAUAAUACGGUGAAACUGUGUACAGACCAGUAUUUCAAGUAUCCAGCUUUUAGACUGGCAAGUAUGCGAAGCAAAACCGGCGGAGCUCCUAUGUAUUUGUAUCAGUUCUCAUAUGAUGAUGUUAACAGUGUUCUGAAAGAGGGCUGGGAUAUUUCCUACACGGGCGCAGCUCAUAUCGAGGACAUGACGUAUGUUCUGAGAACGAACUCAAUCGUGGGCAAUGAAAGCUUGUACGCUACUCUCGAGAAUGAAGGUUUAAUGAAGGAUUGGAUGACAAUGCUGUUCACGAAUUAUGUACAAACCGGCAACCCUAACCGCAACGACGACGGCUUUGUUGGGUACUGGCUGCCAGUAAACAAGCACCAGAUCAGGUACCAGGACAUCUGCAAACCAGGCGAGAGCUACGGCUUAAAACUGACAGACAACUCUCUAGACACCAAGAGAUUCUUCGAUAGCAUCUUUGAUAAGGUUACAGGUUAAAGAAGAUUGGGAGUGUCCAAGGAAACUGUUAAAGGAACCAGGAAUGCAAAGACGUGUCAUGUUGCUCAAUCUGGGAUAAUCUUCAUACAGUCAUGGAAUAUUUAUAAUGCCUAAUGGAGACGGAAUGAUGCAAUUUUUACACAAUACGACAGUAUUUUAUCGCUGGUUCAACUAGCUCACAAUUAUGCUGCCAUAAUGUCCUUUCUUGAUGAUAUAUUGAUCAAAUCUAAAUCUAAAAAAGUGCGCAAUAUUAUGAUUUCACCGGCACAAAGGCUUUUAUCUCGCGUUAUUUGUAGCGGAUUCCAUGUCUUGUGGAGAUGCACAGAGUUUUUAACUGGCACGUUUUCAUUAGCUAAUUGGAUUUGCUGUAAGCGUAUUACCAAGUUUGUUACAUUGUUGGGCGGUGUGUUGGUUAAUUUACUAAUAGGUUAAUGGAUUCAGAAGAUUGUUAAUUGCUUGAAUGUACUUAUAAUUUGCGUAGGUGUUGGCUUGUAGUUCGUUAAGAGGAUUGAUGUAAUAGAUUGGUUUAAUGUAAAUAUUUAUUAUGUUAAGUUCGAAGAUAACAUGUGAAUGUCGGAGAAAGCAAAUAUUUUUUAAAUGAAAAAGAUAAGCAGAUAACUAUUCUCUAUACAAGAGAGUAUUACCCUCAUUAUCUGCUAUGAAUGAUGUUUCAAAUUCCUUGGAUAUUAAUAUGUAUGGCACACACUGUGCGUGAUCCUAUGACUGGCUGCAGUAAAAUUAUAUUAUUAUUUAUUUAAACAUUAUACGACUGAUCUCUCUUCAAAUUUACAAGAACAAUGAUAUUAAGACUAUAUCUAGACUUAUAUAAAGUAUUCGAUUGACCAAAAUUACAUUUAAUGAUUAAAAUGUAUUUGUUUCAGCCCAUUCUUAUAAUAUGGCAUUUGUGAUGGACAUGUGGCGAUUAAAAAUAAAUCAGAUAGUGAUGUUGGUUUUAGUAAAUGUUUAGAACCACAUUAUAACUAAUUAACUACAGUACUUAUGUAUGGUUACAUGUAGAAUAAUAUAAACAACAACGCUUCACUAGUGGGAGAAGGGGUGAACGAAGAAAAAGAACGUUUGUUCUAAGAGUUUCGACAUCUAUACAUCACUUGACCCGAAAUUUUGCGUUAAUAUGGCCGUAAAUCUCCACACUGAAAAUAAUUUCAUUGAUUGGUUGGGCUAUGGUCAUUAUCAGCAGACUAAAACAGUGCUGAGCUGAUACUAUGUGAUAGAAAGUCGGCAAUACCACAAUAUAGUAUGAAAUAGGUUCGACUAUUGUCAUAGUUUAAGUGCUGUGCGUGUUGUGUGCUGUGAUAAACUGUAAUUGAGGAAAUGUGUACUGUAUGUUGAAACUGACUGAAUAUAAUUUAGAGAAGCGGUAUUAGGUAUUUUAUUGUAACAUAUUUUGUAUUUAUUUUCCGUGAAUAAAGUUUUACUGAAUGA
Molecule: messenger RNA, 3330 nt
Organism: Plodia interpunctella (Indianmeal moth)
Lineage: Eukaryota; Metazoa; Arthropoda; Insecta; Lepidoptera; Pyralidae
Product: juvenile hormone esterase-like
Exons: 8
Coding region: 112-1887 (591 amino acids)
Source: RefSeq, a predicted model, not a curated record